AUGAACCAAAUCGAAAAUGUAAGAAAAACAAUUCAUGACUGGGAUGACGAAGAAGAAGAACAAGACGAUGCAAGCGAAAACCAGGACUGUUCCUCUAAUGAUUGUCAAGACGAUGAAGGUCAAGAUCCUGCAUAUAAUACAGUGAGUUCACCUCCUUUGUAUGUUGCUAAUAAAAUAAUAGAAAAAGAAAAUAUAAAAAAAAUGAAUACUCAAUAUUCCCAUGAUAAAAACCACAUGAAAGAUAAAGCACUGAAACAAUAUAACAAAGCCAGUAACUCCGCAUUACAAGCUAUUUUGCCAUUGGGAGAAGUUAUGAAAACUGAAAACUUUCAUUUGCUAAUCAACUCCUUAUUAUUCUCCAGUAAUGUGAAUAAUUGUCGAUCCAUAUCUAAAAUUCAACCCUUUGCCAUAUAUUCAUUUUUAAAUAUUACCAAUUUUAUUUGCUACGAGUUAUUUCCCGACUCACCUAUAUCUGAAGCUUUCAAACCAAUACUCACUCUUCUUCGCGGCCCAUUAAUGAAAUUAAACUCUUUUAUCGAUAUCUUAAAUUUUGGGGUUAUUUUAUACCAAGAUACUCAAUACAAGACAGGUUAUUACAUUUUUAUUAUAUAUUGUUUUGUUUGGAUUUUAAGACUGGAAUAUAAUGAAAACAGUAGAGUCGCAUUAAACAAAUUGGUUUCAUUUAUUGACUUAUUUAUUGGCGAACAACUCUAUCAGUUUCUAUGUUUGGUUGCUAACCCAACCACUGAGCGUAUGUAUAAUUGUAACUACAAUGGUGAGAAAAAAAAGGGUAAUACAGCAAAAAAUGAGGGGGGGAAUAAAUUGGGGCUACCUUUUAUUUUUAAGAUCUUUGAUAUUGUUAUAAAAUUAUGGUUUAAAUAUAUUAGACAUGGUAUUAAUAUUAUAUUACCAUUGAAUUCAGUUUCUCCCACAAUUAAGGACCCUGAGAGUCCCUUAUUAUUAAAAUACAUUAAUGACGCUAGUGCAUAUAAAAAAAUAAAAUAUACAAAUGAAGACAGUUCUAAAAGUGAUAAAAAAUUGACAUAUUAA
Messenger RNA from Saccharomycodes ludwigii, 1050 nucleotides. RefSeq lists its product as uncharacterized. The record is from RefSeq and is a predicted model, not a curated record. The coding region runs from base 1 to 1050 and encodes 349 amino acids. NCBI's taxonomy places the organism in Eukaryota, Fungi, Ascomycota, Saccharomycetes, Saccharomycodales, Saccharomycodaceae. The transcript has a single exon.